AUGCAAUACACAAGGGCUGAUGCAAGAGCUAGAGAGCUAAUCCACCUCCCAUCAACACAUCCACAACUCACCACGGCCAUUACUUCCCUUUUUCCUUCCUUUGGUCCUUCCACCAUCUUCCUUGAUCAUUCAUCGUCCGAUGAACCGGAUGUCCCAACGGUUCACGUCCGUUCUUCGGCUCUGGACCCUUCCGCGACUUGGUUAGCACCGAUAGAUGAGGUAGAUGUCGGGAAGAAAGCUUUCAGGAAGAGGUAUGGGCACUAUGAGUUUGUGGUGAUGCCCUUUGGUUUGACCAAUGCACCAGCUGCGUUUAUUAGGUUAAUGAACAGCGUAUUCCAGAAGUUUCUGGAUGAGUUUGUCAUCAUCUUCAUCUAUGACAUCCUAGUGUAUUCCAAGAGUCCUUAG
This is a messenger RNA of Camelina sativa (false flax), 405 nucleotides long. The record is from RefSeq and is a predicted model, not a curated record. Lineage: Eukaryota; Viridiplantae; Streptophyta; Magnoliopsida; Brassicales; Brassicaceae.